CCGACGACGUCUCGUUGGAUGCGUGCCGCCCCGGGCCAAAGCGGAGCUGGUGGCGCAGGCUUCGCCAUGUAAGCGUGCAUCAACAUUUCAACGGCGGGUACCAUCGACCUUGACCCACCCACUCCGGAGUUCUUGAUGAUUCCUCUGACCCCUGACAAGAACCUCGCUCAUUCGUCCCCACCCGCAAUCUUUCUCCACCUCAAUAAAUCUAUUUUUAUCCCAAUCUGUUUCUUGAUUUCUUUUUAUUCUGUGAUCCUUUCAUUAUAAACCAAAGCCAUCGAGAUCGAAAUUUCUGGGCCUCACGAACGCCUGAAGACCGGUGUGGUAGAACGCGAGAAGCCAAAAAAAAAGAUCGGACUUUUCUGAGAGAGGCGGCGGAGGAAAGAAGAAACGAAGUAAGUUCGGCCGUCGAGAGAAGGAUGGCCCAGGUGCUCGCGCCGGUGCGCACGGGCUUGCUCUUCGAGUUCCCCAAGAUGUCGUCGACGGCUCAUGGAAUCCGGCGGCAGGGCGUAGCGGCCGCCGACCGUUCGAGUACCGACCGCUAUCGUCGGCGGGGGAGGAGGAACUUCAGGAUCGCUGCGGCGGUGGCGGAGAAGGGUUUCUCCUCGCAGGACGAUGUCGCCGAGGAUUUCUACGCUGUUCUUGGGCUGCUUCCAGAUGCCACUCCUCAGCAGAUAAAGAAAGCUUACUAUAAUUGCAUGAAAGCAUGCCAUCCAGACUUGAGUGGGAAUGAUCCAGACAUCAAUAACUUUUGUAUGUUCAUCAAUGAAGUCUAUGCGGUACUCAGUGAUCCUAUUCAGCGUAUGAUAUAUGAUGAGAUUCAUGGAUAUGCAGCAACUGCUAUCAAUCCUUUCUUUGAUGAUAGUGCUUCAAAAGAUCAUGCUUUUGUUGAUGAGUUUAGUUGCAUAGGGUGCAAAAAUUGCGCUAAUGUGGCCCCAGAUGUGUUUCGGAUCGAGGAAGAGUAUGGGCGAGCAAGGGUUUUCAGCCAAUCAGGGAAUCCUGACUUAGUUCAACAAGCAAUUGAAAGUUGCCCAGUUGAUUGCAUUCACCGGACAUCUGCUGCACAGCUAUCGCUCCUUGAAGAUGAAAUGCGAAGGGUGGAGAGAGUGAAUGUUGGGCUAAUGCUUUCUGGAAUGGGGAGCUCAUCCCUUGACGUGUUCAGAAUGGCAUGUUCAAGAUGGGAAAAGCGCCAAGCAAAAGUCUUGGAAAGGGCUAAGAUACGAAUGAUGAAGCAGAAGGAUUCUGAUAAGAGUGGGUCCUGGAGCAACAUUUGGGGGGCACCCAAGAAUUAUGAAACUACAGAGGAAGAAGUGAAGGAGAGGGCUAAGAGAGCUGCUGCUGCGGCUAGAAGGUGGAGAGAGUACUCAAGAAGGGGAGCUGAUAGACCUCCCACAAACAAACUUCCUGAGGCAAUCUCUUCCAAAGAACAGUAGAAGCAUGUGGUUCCUUCUGCUGCUGCGUGAUCUAUAGGCAUGUGGUGAGAGACCCUCCAUCGAAUCAUUGCCUCUCCCUUGUUAUUCAAAUAUGUAAAUCCUUUUACCUAUUCUACAUGCCAUUUCUUGAAUGCCACCAGUGGAUGGAUCAUUAUUCCACCUCUAACUUGUGUCAUAUGUACUUUACAGAUUUUAUACAAGGAAAUAUUAUAGGUCAAAUACAUAUUUACUGAUCUCAA
This is a messenger RNA of Musa acuminata AAA Group (dessert banana), 1672 nucleotides long. RefSeq names its product chaperone protein dnaJ C76, chloroplastic. The coding region runs from base 420 to 1433 and encodes 337 amino acids. The record is from RefSeq and is a predicted model, not a curated record. The transcript is spliced from 9 exons. Gene Ontology annotation, molecular function: electron transfer activity; iron ion binding. NCBI's taxonomy places the organism in Eukaryota, Viridiplantae, Streptophyta, Magnoliopsida, Zingiberales, Musaceae.